Messenger RNA from Melitaea cinxia (Glanville fritillary), 1027 nucleotides. RefSeq lists its product as uncharacterized. The transcript has a single exon. The record is from RefSeq and is a predicted model, not a curated record. The coding region runs from base 241 to 999 and encodes 252 amino acids. Lineage: Eukaryota; Metazoa; Arthropoda; Insecta; Lepidoptera; Nymphalidae.
GUCUAAAUAGGCUGUAUGGUCUUAGAUCUUUGCCUGUCCCGAAAGGCGACAAAAUGAAAAACAACAACAAUUGUUAAUGUUGUUAAUUUUUUAUCGCGUAGUACAACACAAGCGUAGUAAAUCUAUAAGAUACAUUAAACAUUAGCAUUUAUAUGUUUAUAUACUAAAGAAAUGUUAUUCGUGUUUCGUAAAAUUUUAAUACCUACAUGACUAUACAAUCAGAAGAAUAAACUUUGCGUCAUGGCAGAUUCAACAAUGUAUUCUUCUUUGUUUGCUCUAGUAGACAGCCAUUUAUCGAAAAGCAGUGUUCAAGACAAUGGUGAGAAUACUGAAGAUACUUCCUUUAAAGUUCCUUCGUUCAAAAUUCCACCUCUAGGCAGUUUAUCAGAAAGUUCAUUAACUUUGCCGCCAUGCCAACGAGUACCUAUAUCACAGUCUGGCAUGAAUGAGAAACCCAUUCAAAGUGUUUUAGCUGAACAAGUAGCGAACAUGCUUAAAGCUAAAGAGUUGAAAAAGCAAGAAGAGGAAAGAUUAAAGAUAGAAGAGGAAAUAAAACGACUUAAAAUAGAAGAUGAGAAAAAUUCAGUAAUAGACUUAAUGACAGCUAUUCAGAUACCCAGUGAACGCCAGCAUAUCACAUAUCGCCAAGAGCCUCUUACCACCAGCAGUUCCUGUGAGUCUUUGUUUAACUUAAAUUUUGCAGACUGUGAUGAUGAUGAGCCACAAAAGACAAAAACUCCAGAACCAUUGCUGCCGUGCAAUACAGACAUGUCGUACAUAUUAAAACAGAAAAUAAAGAGAGAUAAAGGUUCACCCUUUGGGAAAGUAUUGACGUCACGGCUACGUCCAGUUGCAGCACCAUAUUUAAAUCAUAAAUAUCCAACAAGUAUAGUUAGGUUUGCCUUUAAUACUCCCUCACCAUGUGAUAUAAUAAAAGCAAAUUUGAGAAAGCCAACAAUGUCUAGUACUUUUACAAUCAAUAUUAAUGAUUUUAAUUAAUACUAUUGCAAUAAAAGUAAAUUGAAAA